AUGCUGUCUCGCGCCCUCACCACCGCGUUCCGACGUCCAUGUUCAACCCAAACCCUCCGCACCACCCUCCGCACCCGCACCCAACACAUCCACACACCAACAUGCUCCUGCGUACGACCCACCCUCUCCACCUUCCGCGCGCAAGCCUCACAACAAUCGAACUACGGUAUCCGAGACCUCGUCUCCGGCUUCAAUGGCCUGAGCAUGGGUGGACGGAUACAAACGCGCGGCAUGAAGGUGCGGAGUUCGGUCAAGAAGCUGUGUGAUGGAUGUAAGAGCGUAAGGAGGAAGAAGGGGCGAUAUGUGUACAUCAUCUGUUCAAAGAAUCCUAAGCAUAAGCAGAGGCAAGGAUAG
Messenger RNA from Alternaria burnsii, 354 nucleotides. RefSeq lists its product as uncharacterized. Gene Ontology annotation, cellular component: ribosome. The record is from RefSeq and is a predicted model, not a curated record. NCBI's taxonomy places the organism in Eukaryota, Fungi, Ascomycota, Dothideomycetes, Pleosporales, Pleosporaceae. Gene Ontology annotation, molecular function: structural constituent of ribosome. Gene Ontology annotation, biological process: translation. The transcript is spliced from 2 exons. The coding region runs from base 1 to 354 and encodes 117 amino acids.